AUGGCGAUCCAGAAAAAGCACGGAAAAGGUCGUUUGGAUAAGUGGUAUCGACUUGCGAAGGAGAAGGGCUAUCGUGCCCGUGCUGCUUUCAAGUUGAUCCAGUUGAACAAGAAAUACGGAUUCUUGGAGAAGAGCAAAGUUCUUCUUGAUCUUUGUGCUGCGCCUGGUUCGUGGUGUCAAGUCGCUGCGGAAUGCAUGCCCGCGCAGAGUCUUAUUAUCGGUGUCGAUCUCGCCCCCAUCAAACCCAUUCCCCGAGCAAUUACCUUCCAGAGCGAUAUUACCACCGACAAGUGUCGCGCUACCAUUCGAGGUCACCUCAAGCACUGGAAGGCUGAUACGGUUCUUCACGACGGUGCACCCAAUGUCGGUACCGCCUGGGUCCAGGAUGCCUUCUCGCAAGCAGAGUUGGUGUUGGAGUCUCUAAAGUUGGCUACAGAGUUCUUGGCAGAGGGUGGAAACUUUGUCACAAAGGUCUUCCGUUCUAAGGAUUACAACCCUCUUCUGUGGGUGUUCAAGCAGCUCUUCACAUCUGUGGAGGCGACCAAGCCCCCUUCGUCGCGUAACGUCUCUGCAGAGAUUUUCGUCGUCUGCCGCGGAUAUAAGGCCCCCAAGCGCCUCGACCCGAAGUUCCUCGAUCCCAAGCAUGUCUUCGCCGAACUUUCAGCUCCCACACCCAACAACGAAGCAAAGGUUUUCAACCCGGAGGUGAAGAAGCGCAGACGUGAAGGUUACGAGGAGGGAGACUACACCCAAUUUAAGGAAAUCCCGGUUUCUGAAUUCAUCAAUACCACAGACCCCAUCGCCAUUCUGGGUUCCUACAACAAACUCAGCUUCGUUGAACCGCCUAGUGGAGACAUUGCUUUGUCCACUAUCAACCGACUUGAGGAGACUACAGAAGAAAUUAAAACUUGCAGCGAGGAUCUGAAGGUUCUUGGUAGGAAGGAGUUCCGCAACUUGUUGCGAUGGCGCCUGAAGGUUCGCGAGAAGUUUGGCCUUGUCGUGAAGAAGUCGGCUCAGGAGGAAGAGUCCGAGGAAGUUGCCGAGAUUGCCCCAAUGGACGAGGAAUUGGCUAUCCAAGAGCAGCUGCUGCGUAUGCGCGAAAAAGAAAGCACCCGUGACAAGAAGGAGCGCCGCAAGGAAAAUGAGAAGAAGCGAAAGGAGAUUGUUCGCAUGCAGAUGCACAUGACCACGCCUAUGGAUAUCGGCAUGGAGCAGCAUGGUCCCGGAGGUGACGACACCACAUUCUCUCUUAAGCGAGUGGAUCGGGCGGGUGCUCGUGAUGCGGUUGUCAAUGCCCGUGAUCUGGCACCUGAGAGCGACAGCGAGGACGAGUCGGAAUCCGAUUUGGAAGAUGACGAUGAUGAUGGCGAUCGUCUUGAGCGGGAACUCGACUCCAUGUACGAGCAUUACCAAGAGCGCAUGGAGGAUAGAGACUCAAAAUUGCGCGCAAAGAAGGCUCGCAAGGAGUACGAGUCUGAGGCCUGGGAUGGUUUCUCUGACGAGAACAAGAGCGAUAACGAGGCGGAAGAGGAAGAGGAAGAGGAAAAAGAAGAGGAGGAAACGGCCAAUGCACCCCCUCAGCCUGGCAACCUCUCGAACAACGCCGCUAUGUUCUUCGAUCAAGAUAUCUUCCAAGGAGUUGGCGACGAGGAAGAGGAGGAUGAAGAAGAAGAGGAGGAGGAGGAUAGUGACGUUGAGAUGGAAGAGGCCCCUGCUCCUGCGCCGAAGCAAAAGAAGAACAAGAAGAAGGAAAAGAAGGAGGAGACUGAGUGGGUUGACUCUGACGAAGAGCCCGAGGAGCAAGAUCCUCGCAAGCCCAACGGCCAGCUUGAUAUCGACAUCAUCACCGCAGAGGCCAUGGCUCUGGCUCAAUCGAUGGUCACUGGCGAGAAGAAGUCCUCCGACGUCGUCGACGAUGGCUUUAACCGCUACUCAUUCCGCGACGUGGACGGCAUGCCGGAUUGGUUCAUGGAUGACGAGGGUCAACACAGCAAGAUGCAGCGCCCGAUUACCAAGGCUGCCGCGGCUGCCAUCAAGGAGAAGCUCCGCGCUAUCAACGCCCGUCCGAUCAAGAAGGUGAUGGAAGCCAAGGGCCGUAAGAAGUUCAAGGCUGCACAGAAGCUGGAGAAGCUGCGCAAGAAGUCUGCUCUCCUGGCUGACGACGAGGCGCUCAGUGAGCGUGACAAGUCCCAGGCCAUCACCAAGCUUAUGAGCAAGGCCACCAAGAAGAGGCCCAAGCAGGAGGUCAAGCUGGUCGUUGCUCGUGGUGCCAACCGUGGUAUCUCUGGUCGUCCUAAGGGUGUCAAGGGCAAGUACAAGAUUGUCGAUUCGCGUAUGAAGAAGGAUAUCCGGGCACAAAAGAGACUGAAGAAGAAGAUGAAGGCGUAA
Messenger RNA from Penicillium atrosanguineum, 2388 nucleotides. It is a transcript of the gene spb1, whose product is annotated as rRNA methyltransferase spb1. Gene Ontology annotation, cellular component: nucleolus; preribosome, large subunit precursor; nucleus. Gene Ontology annotation, molecular function: rRNA (uridine-2'-O-ribose)-methyltransferase activity; rRNA (guanine) methyltransferase activity. Bases 1 to 2388 code for a protein of 795 amino acids. The transcript has 4 exons. The record is from RefSeq and is a predicted model, not a curated record. Lineage: Eukaryota; Fungi; Ascomycota; Eurotiomycetes; Eurotiales; Aspergillaceae. Gene Ontology annotation, biological process: maturation of 5.8S rRNA from tricistronic rRNA transcript (SSU-rRNA, 5.8S rRNA, LSU-rRNA); maturation of LSU-rRNA from tricistronic rRNA transcript (SSU-rRNA, 5.8S rRNA, LSU-rRNA); rRNA methylation.